This is a messenger RNA of Oncorhynchus nerka (sockeye salmon), 5295 nucleotides long. Its product is annotated as dihydropyrimidine dehydrogenase [NADP(+)]-like. Gene Ontology annotation, cellular component: cytosol; cytoplasm. The record is from RefSeq and is a predicted model, not a curated record. Lineage: Eukaryota; Metazoa; Chordata; Actinopteri; Salmoniformes; Salmonidae. Gene Ontology annotation, biological process: uracil catabolic process; thymine catabolic process. Bases 1 to 3066 code for a protein of 1021 amino acids. Gene Ontology annotation, molecular function: dihydropyrimidine dehydrogenase (NADP+) activity; iron-sulfur cluster binding; uracil binding. The transcript is spliced from 23 exons.
AUGGUGUUUUGGAAAUUUGAAUAUCCUGGCCCUGAACCCCGGGUGAAGAGCCAUGCUGAUAUCUGCUCCACCUCUGCUAAGAAAGUAGAGAAGAAGCACUGGAAGAGAAACCCAGAGAAAGGCUGUGAUAGCUGCGUGACGCUGGAGAACAAUUUUGAUGACAUCAAACACACAACUCUGAGCGAGCGCGGAGCACUUCGGGAAGCAAUGAGGUGCCUGAAAUGUGCAGAUGCCCCAUGUCAGAAAAGUUGCCCUACCAACCUGGACAUCAAGUCAUUCAUUACCAGUAUUGCCAACAGGAACUACUAUGGUGCGGCGAAGUCGAUCUUGUCAGACAACCCCCUAGGCCUGACUUGUGGCAUGGUGUGCCCGACCUCUGACCUCUGUGUGGGGGGCUGUAACCUCUACGCCUCUGAGGAAGGACCAAUCAACAUCGGGGGGCUCCAGCAGUUCGCCACUGAGAUCUUUAGUAAGAUGGGCAUUCCUCAAGUGAGGAACCCAGCUCUCCCUCCUCCAGACCAGAUGCCUAACAGCUUCCACUCAAAGAUCGCUCUGAUUGGCUGUGGCCCGGCCAGCAUCAGCUGUGCUUCCUUCCUGGCUCGCCUUGGCUACGAUGACAUCACCAUAUUCGAAAAACAGAAGUGGAUCGGCGGACUGAGCUCUGCGGAGAUCCCUCAGUUCAGGCUGCCAUAUGAGGUAGUGCACUUCGAGGUGGAGCUGAUGAUGGAUUUGGGCAUCAAGGUGGUGUAUGAGAAAGCCCUGGGCCAGGACGGGAUGACUCUGCUCUCUCUGAGAGAUGAAGGUUACAAAGCUGUCUUUAUCGGCAUUGGUCUUCCACAGGCUAACAGACAUCAAAUAUUUGAGGAGCUGACGAUCGAACAAGGCUUUUACACGUCAAAGGAUUUCCUACCUUUGGUCUCCAAAGCCAGCAAAACAGGAAUGUGCAGCUGCAAGUCUUCCCUGCCGGAGCUGCGUGGCACGGUGAUUGUUCUGGGUUCAGGAGACACAGCUUUCGACUGUGCCACUUCUUCCCUGCGCUGCGGUGCCAAGCGGGUCUACGUGGUGUUUAGGAAAGGCUUCACCAACAUCAGGGCUGUCCCCGAGGAGAUGGAGCUGGCCAUGGAAGAGAAGUGUGAGUUCAUGCCCUUCCUGUCCCCUCGUGAGGUCAUCAUGAAGGCGGGUCGCUUGGCGGGAAUGGAGUUCUGUCGUACGGAGCUGACAGACGAAGGUGAUUGGAUGGAGGACGAGGAUCAGAUCAUACGCCUCAAGGCCGAUUACAUCAUCAGUGCCUUCGGAUCCAUGCUGAGCGACCCCAAAGUGAAAGAGGCCAUGGCUCCGGUGCGGUUGAACCGCUGGGGUCUCCCAGAGCUGGACCCAGAGAGCAUGCAGAGCAGUGAGUCCUGGGUGUUUGCUGGGGGCGACGUUGCAGGACAGGCAAACACCACCGUGGAGUCAGUCAACGACGGCAAACAGGCAUCUUGGCACAUGCACAAGUACCUACAGUCUCUCCACGGCCAGACGGUGUCCAGCGUCCCCCAGCUCCCUCUCUUCCACUGUGCCAUCGACUCUGUGGACAUCGGUGUGGAGAUGUGUGGGAUCAGGUUCCCCAACCCCUUUGGCCUGGCCUCCGCUCCCCCCACCACCAGCACAGCCAUGAUCCGCAGGGCCUUCCUGGAAGGAUGGGGCUUCGCUCUCACCAAGACCUUCUCUCUGGACAAGGACUUGGUGACCAACGUGUCUCCCCGCAUCGUGCGUGGGACGACCUCAGGCCCCAUGUUCGGUCCGGGACAGAGCUCCUUCCUCAAUAUCGAGCUGAUCAGUGAGAAGACUGCAGCCUACUGGUGCCAGAGUGUUACCGAGCUCAAAGCUGACUUCCCCAACAAGGUCAUUAUCUCCAGUAUAAUGUGCAGCUACAACAAAGCUGACUGGACAGAGCUUGCCAAGAUGGCAGAGGCCUCAGGAGCUGAUGCCUUGGAGUUGAAUCUGUCUUGCCCACAUGGUAUGGGGGAGAGGGGCAUGGGACUGGCCUGUGGGCAGGAUACAGAGUUGGUGCGUAACAUCUGCCGCUGGGUGAGACAAGCUGUCCAGAUCCCCUUCUUCGCCAAACUGACCCCGAACGUCACCAACAUUGUGGAUAUAGCCAUGGCAGCACACGAAGGUGGUGCAGAUGGCGUCACAGCAACCAACACGGUAUCUGGGCUGAUGGGGCUCAAGGCAGACGGCACUCCUUGGCCUGGCAUUGGCCGUGGCAAGAGAACCACAUAUGGUGGCGUGUCUGGAAACGCCAUCCGGCCCAUCGCCCUGCGUGCUGUAUCCGCCAUCGCCAAAACCCUGCCUGGCUUUCCCAUCCUGGCCACUGGGGGCAUCGACUCAGCGGAGUCUGGUCUGCAGUUCCUUCAUGCUGGAGCUUCUGUCCUGCAGGUGUGCAGCGCGGUGCAGAACCAGGACUUCACUCUGAUCGAGGACUACUGCCUGGGUCUAAAGACCCUGCUCUACCUGAAGAGCAUCGAGGAGCUACAGGACUGGGAUGGCCAAUCACCUCCCACAUUGCGCCACCAGAAGGGCAAACCUGUCCCGCGACUGGAGGAACUGGUGGGCAAGAGUUUACCCAGCUUUGGACCCUAUCUGCUUGAGAAGAAAAAGGUUUUGGCCGACUACAAGAAGGCAGUGAGAGACUACGUUGAGAAGACCACAGUAGUGGAGGCCAAUGGCACCAGAACGUACACCCCCAAGAGACCAGUCCCAGCUGUCAAGGAUGUUAUAGCCAGGGCUCUGAAGCACAUCGGUGCAUACGGGGAGCUGAACAACACAGAGCAGGUCGAGGCUGUUAUAGAUGAGGAAAUGUGUAUCAACUGUGGCAAGUGCUACAUGACCUGCAAUGACUCUGGGUACCAGGCUAUUUCGUUUGACCCUGAGACCCAUUUCCCUAUAGUUAACGACAGCUGCACCGGCUGCACUCUCUGUCUCAGUGUCUGCCCUAUCAUCGAGUGCAUCAAAAUGGUUACCAGGACAACACCGUAUGUGCCCAAGAGAGGCCUGCCUCAAGCCGUCAUGCCCGUAUGCUGAAACUAAAGGAUGGAGAGAGAGAAAGAAGAAACAAAAACGUCCACCAAUGUCUGUUUGACAACAUCGAUUCCUCUGCUUUGUAAUUGUGCUGUGAAAAAUUACCUUGAUUAUAUGAAAAUAAUUAUUAGUGUGGAUAAAUAAUUGCCUUAUAUAUUCCCAAGCCAAUUAUCUACAAAUAAUCAACCGGGCGGCAAAAGGUGGCAUUAUUUCUAAACAAUGGUGGUGUGGGGAUGUGUUGUUGUUUUUGUCGUUGAGUUUUUUUUUCUCUUCCCUGUUGUGUCAAGGCUGUGAUAAUGAGAGUGAAGGUGGAAGAGAAAGGAGGGAGGAAGAGAAAGGAGGGAGGAAGAGAAAGGGGAAGGCAGAAAAUAAUGGAUGUUUAUGCGUUUGGGCUCUAUCUGACAAACUGACGCACCAAUGCUACAUUUCCUAACAAGCAUGCGUGGAUGGCAGUUGGACCACAAGCCCAGAGCUAUGAAAUUAGACAUUAUAUGUUGGGAGGGAUAAUCAGAAGGAUCAGAAGUUGUAAUGAACAGAUAUGAAUAGGUGAUCGUGACAGCCUGAGGUAUUCUACCUGUGAAUGUCCAGACUAUCUCCUCUCUCUCAUACCACAUCAGAACUGGAGGUCAUUGUUUCAUGUUUAUCAAGCACUGCAUCUGUUUAGUUUGGUUCCUCCAAGUGUUAGCUACAAGCCAGCUUUACUUUUAGUUUAACUUGCCCUGCACUCCCAGUGUUAGCUACAAGCCAGCUUUACUUUAAGUUUAACUUGCCCUGCACUCCCAGUGUUCGCUACAAGCCAGCUUUACUUUUAGUUUAACUUGCCCUGCACUCCCAGUGUUAGCUACAAGCCAGCUUGACUUUUAGUUUAACUUGGCCUGCACUCCCAGUGUUAGCUACAAGCCAGCUUUACUUUUAGUUUAACUUGCCCUGCACUCCCAGUGUUAGCUACAAGCCAGCUUGACUUUUAGUUUAACUUGCCCUGCACUCCCAGUGUUAGCUACAAGCCAGCUUUACUUUUAGUUUAACUUGCCCUGCACUCCCAGUGUUAGCUACAAGCCAGCUUGACUUUUAGUUUAACUUGCCCUGCACUCCCAGUGUUAGCUACAAGCCAGCUUGACUUUUAGUUUAACUUGCCCUGCACUCCCAGUGUUAGCUACAAGCUAGCUUUACUUUUAGUUUAACUUGCCCUGCACUCCCAGUGUUAGCUACAAGCCAGCUUUACUUUUAGUUUAACUUGCCCUGCACUCCCAGUGUUAGCUACAAGCCAGCUUGACUUUUAGUUUAACUUGCCCUGCACUCCCAGUGUUAGCUACAAGCCAGCAUUACUUUUAGUUUAACUUGCCCUGCACUCCCAGUGUUAGCUACAAGCCAGCUUGACUUUUAGUUUAACUUGCCCUGCACUCCCAGUGUUAGCUACAAGCCAGCUUUACUUUUAGUUUAACUUGCCCUGCACUCCCAGUGUUAGCUACAAGUCAGCUUUACUUUUAGUUUAACUUGCCUUGCACGCCCAGUGUUAGCUACAAGUCAGCUUUACUUUUAGUUUAACUUGCCUUGCACCAAAGCUUAGAAUGUAUUCUAUUAUUACUACUAAUACUAUUUGCAUCUGUCUGUGGUUAUGUGGAUUACAUAUUGAUUGUGUUAACUGUUUUUUGUGUGUUUUUUGACAAUUUCUCUUGAUUUGGGUGUGUAAUUGUGAAAUCAGGGAUCUUUGUUGUAUUACGGGCCAGGGGUUGUUGUAACUAAAAGGUCAGAUCUUCAUGUGGCUGUUUCCAGUUCAAUAGAUAUGAAGAAUAGCUGUGAUUCACUGGGAGCUCACUAAAGGUCAGCUGUGACUAGUCUCAUCUCAAUAAGUAUCUGCUACUCGCCCAUGGUUAAUGUAUACCUACACUACCGUUCAAAGGUUUGGGGUCACUUAGAAAUGUCCUUGUUUUUGAAAGAAAAGCACAUUUUUUGUCCAUUUAAAAUAACAUCAAAUUGGUCAGAAAUACAAUGUAAACAUUGGUAAUGUUGUAAAUGGCUGAAAACGGCAGCUUUUUUAAAUGGAAGGAAUAUCUACAUAGGUGUACAGAGGCCCAAUAUCAGCAACCAUCACUCUUGUGUUCCAAUGGCAUGUUGUGUUAGCUAGUACUGUAUGUCAUUUUAAAAGGCUAAUUGAUCAUUAGAAAGCCCUUUUGCAAUUAUGUUAGCACAGCUGAAAACUGUUGUUCUGAUUAAAGAAGCAAAAGAAAUGUC